ACUGCACGAAUCCGACGCUGGGAAUGAUGGCGGACGGAGGCAGUGGGUGGCUCUGCUGCUGAGUGGUUUGUUUUCCUUUGCGUUCACUGUUUUUUUUUUCCUUACGCGUUUAGUCCCGUUUUUUUUUUUGUUUGUUUGUUUUGCGCAAUGUCGUUCGUUUACACAUAUCCGACGAGCGCCUGAAAACGAGACGGAAGCAUCGCCGGCGAGGAAGAAUACAGCCCGGACGAGAUGAUACCUCGGACGCCCUAGGCCCCGAUCGGAGACGCGUGCCCCGCCGCGAGGGCCCCGCGAGGCAUGGCGGCGGCGGCACCGGCGGCGGCGGCCCCCGCCCCCGCCCCGCCCCCCAAGAAGGGGAGCUACCCUUCGAGGCAGAGGCGCUUCGGCCCGGCCCCCCUGGCCUCCUUCGAGGACCUCCCCACGGACGACCAGGACAGCAGCCCCGAGGGGGGCCGACACGGGGGAGACCCCUCUCCCGACGGCGGCCGGCUCGCCAAGAGCCCCAGUCUCCAGAGCCCCGACACCCUCGUCCCGUCGGAGGUGUCCACCCCGCACGUGGAGAGCGACGGUGACUCGCACAUGACGCUGACGCCCUGCGAACCCCCGAAGACCCCGAUCGACAUCGUUGCGCCAAAUGGAUCUGCCUCCUCUCCCAUCUCGAGCCUGGAAGCGGGCAAGCCCCUGUCCCCGGUUGGGGCAGCCCCGAGAGGGCAGUCUCCGGCGACCGCCGCGGCGAACGUGACGGCCCGGACGGUGGGGGGCGGAGAUGGCCACCAGAAAAAGCUCUCUUCUGGCUCCAUCCUCCUGACCCCGCAAAACGAAACCACAGACACGCCGAUGACAGGCGAAGACGGGCACAAGAAGAAGCUCUCCUCGGGAUCUAUCCUCCUCACGCCGCAGCACGAAGAGGCGACGUCGCCAAGCGCCGACGGAACCAAGCGCAAGGGCUCUUGGACCGACAUCUUUCGCAGUCGAAGCAGGAGCCGUAGCCGCAGCCGAUCUCCCCAGAGCUCGCCGCACCGCAACCCAGCCGACACCCCCCCGUACGCCCCUGACUCCGCACCGAGGGACUCUGUAAAGACGUCGGAAAAGUCCAAGAAGAAGGACGCCGGGAGCGGCGGAGGAGGGUUCCUCUCGUCGCUGCUCAAGCUCGGCGGCCGCAAGUCUCCGCGGAGCAAGACUCCGUCUCCUCCGCGGACUCCGCCGUGCGUCCCGCCACGCCUUUCUAUCACGGUUCACGACGAGGACGCCAUCCGAGAGUUUGUGCCCCAGGCGACCUCGGAGGAAAAGGAUUCGAAGAGAGACCGCAGAGCGGAAGAGGAGGCGCCGAUAGAGGAGGCGUCGCCGUCGAAGAGGCCGCAGGCCCUCGAGAUCCAGACAAGGGCCGAGAUAGCCCCUGAGCUAGUGGAACAGUUCCACCACGCCUUUUCGCAAGACCUGGAGGAAGAGUGCAACCGGGACCCUUUUGAGAACGCCAAGACGUGCUUUCUGGAGCGGCCCUGUCAGUCCCUGGCAGACAUCCCCAGUGCCAGCGCCAGCCGGCGCAACAGCGACCGGAAGGAGGAGUCCCCUCCUCCAGACGACCAUGUCUCCUCGGAGUCUGAGCUGGGGUUUGAAGCCAGCAGCAGCGAGCGGGUCAAGCUGAAGGUCUCCAAGCAGACAAGCCAGGACGAGUUUGAGUCAGAAACACUGCUCGCCCAGGACUCCGUGGAGUGCGAGGACUUCCUGAUGGUGUUUUCCCCCGCGACGCCCGCCAAGAGCCCCGUGCGGACACCCACACGCAAGCAGCGGCUGGAGGUGGUCACCAUCCCCAUCGAGCGGCCCCGCAGCACCACCCCCAUCAACGUAGCGCCCCUCGAGGCCUUCAUCCACGGCUCGGCCGCAUCUCCGGACCUCGCCGCAUCGGCAACGGCCGAGCGCGUCGAGAAGAUCAAGCUCUUUCUCCCCGGCGAGCAGUUCUCGGCGCGGGCCCCCAAGAGCCCGCGCCGCAGCUCGCUCAAGAGCUGGCUCAACUUCUGCGAGGAGGGCCUGCAGAGCCCCCGCGUCCGCAAGCGGUCCCAGAGCGGAGGGGACGACGCGGACAGCCCCGCGGGAUCGCCAGGCGAGGGCAGCCGCUUCUUUCCCAAGGGAGAGCGGACCCCGAGCGACGACGCACACUGGGUCGCCGCCGCAUUCCGCGACGAGGCGUGCGCCCCCAGCGGUGGCGGCGGCGACGGAGCCAACCCCUUCGAGCGCAACGCGGCGCCGUGCGAAUGCGAGUGCCGCCUGUGCGACUGCGAGUGCCGUGGCUGCCCAUGCAAUUGUCACUUCUUCUCGGCCGACCUGCCCCACGACGAGACGGGCGUGCGGGCCGGCCGGAGCAGCGCGGAUAGCUCGCCUUCAAAGGACUGCGACUGCGAGUGCCACGCCAAGGUGGCAGCCGUGGCCAAGGCGCCGGUGGACUUGUCGUUGCGGCUGUCCGGCAGUUCGUCGUCGGUCGUGACGUCCCCGGACAAUUCGUCGGCGCCCAGCAGCUCGGGCACCGAGCACACCUCGUAGAGGCAACCUCGACCCCCCCCCUCCGGGCCUCGGUUUUGUAGUCUGUGAGUACACCACCCCCCCCUUCACGCCCGCCACCGUCUGUUUGGCGAGGGCGCCGUCUUUUAGGAUCUUCUCGUACACGUGCCCGUGGAAUGCUGCUCUCAUUGUCCCGGCAUGUCGCUGCAUGUUUUGUUGGUGUGUUGCACUUGGCAAGCUGCUCAGCGUGCUCGCAUUUUCUGCCAGUCGCGUUGACGUGGUCUUUGUUUGCAAUGUUUUUCGUUUUAGAGAAUAAUUUAUUUUGCCUCCUUCUGGUCACUACUUAUUAGGAAUGUGCAAACUAACUGCCAGUUCGAGUUGAAUGUAUGCUGUAGGAGUGAGAAACUGCAACAUAUUAAAAAAACUGUUUGUUCUUAUUA
Molecule: messenger RNA, 2936 nt
Organism: Ixodes scapularis (black-legged tick)
Lineage: Eukaryota; Metazoa; Arthropoda; Arachnida; Ixodida; Ixodidae
Product: neurofilament heavy polypeptide
Exons: 3
Coding region: 298-2538 (746 amino acids)
Source: RefSeq, a predicted model, not a curated record